Molecule: messenger RNA, 1539 nt
Organism: Dama dama (fallow deer)
Lineage: Eukaryota; Metazoa; Chordata; Mammalia; Artiodactyla; Cervidae
Gene: FGF5
Product: fibroblast growth factor 5
Exons: 3
Coding region: 222-1034 (270 amino acids)
Biological process (GO): cell differentiation; fibroblast growth factor receptor signaling pathway; positive regulation of protein phosphorylation
Cellular component (GO): cytoplasm
Molecular function (GO): fibroblast growth factor receptor binding; growth factor activity
Source: RefSeq, a predicted model, not a curated record
CUGGCGUUAUAAAUAUCCCAGUGCCAGCGCCGAGAUCCGUUCGGGUGGCCUCUCUCUCUCUCUCUCUCUCCCCCCCUCUCCCUCUCUCUCUCUCUCUUCCCCGAGGCUAUGUCCACCCGGUGCGGCGAGGCGGGCAGCACCAGAGGCACGCAGCCGCGCGGGGGCUCCGGAGCCCAGAACCAGCCCUGCAAGAUGCACUUAGGACCCCCGCGGCUGGAAGCAUGAGCUUGUCCUUCCUCCUCCUCCUCUUCCUCAGCCACCUGAUCCUCAGCGCCUGGGCUCAAGGGGAGGAGCGCCUCGCACCCAAAGGGCAGCCCGGACCGGCUGCCACCGAGAGGAACCCGGGAGGCGCCAGCAGCCGCCGGAGCAGCAGCAGCACCGCGUCUUCCUCUUCUUCCCCCGCCGCCUCGUCCUCCGCGGCUUCUCGGGGCGGCCCAGCAAGCGGCUUGGAGCAGAGCAGCUUCCAGUGGAGCCCCUCGGGGCGCCGGACCGGCAGCCUCUACUGCAGGGUGGGCAUCGGUUUCCAUCUGCAGAUCUACCCGGAUGGCAAAGUCAAUGGCUCCCACGAAGCCAAUAUGUUAAGUAUUUUGGAAAUAUUUGCUGUGUCUCAGGGGAUUGUAGGAAUACGAGGAGUUUUCAGCAACAAAUUUUUAGCGAUGUCAAAAAAAGGAAAACUCCAUGCAAGUGCCAAAUUUACAGAUGACUGCAAGUUCAGGGAGCGAUUUCAAGAAAACAGCUAUAAUACCUAUGCCUCUGCGAUACACAGAACUGAAAAGACGGGGCGGGAGUGGUACGUGGCCCUGAACAAGCGGGGGAAGGCUAAACGGGGCUGCAGCCCCCGGGUUAAACCUCAGCACAUCUCUACCCACUUUCUGCCAAGAUUCAAGCAAUCGGAGCAGCCGGAACUUUCUUUCACAGUUACUGUUCCCGAGAAGAAAAAACCACCUAAUCCCGUCAAGCCAAAGGUUCCCCUUUCUGCACCUCGGAGAAGUCCUAACACGGUGAAAUACAGACUCAAGUUUCGCUUUGGUUAAGACUUACUUUGGUUUUGUGAGAAACCAUGGAGUCUCCUCAGGAGUUUCUGUAGGUGUCUUUGGUACUCUGAAGACAACUUCUUGGACACAGCUUCAGCUAUAUACUACACUGUAUUGAAGUCAGGUCAUUUGUUUCAGCUUGACUGAAACAAAAAUGUUUUCUGAUAGUAACUGAACUGGAAUUCUUUGUACCAAUAUAGGGAGUUCACGAGACGACAUAAAGCCUUUUGCUUUAUGCUUGGUGCAUACAGGGAUUCUUUUUCAGAAAGUUCAACAGUGAGGACUAUGUAUUUUUCAGACUUUUACAGAUCAACCUGAAGAAAACAUACAUGAUACAUUUUUAUUUUUGGUUUCCAAAGAAUAUUUUGAUGGAGAUAAAAGUAUUUUAUUAACUUUUGGUUUUUGUUUUUUUUAAAAAGUACCUCUGCAUUGAGCAUAUUUUCUUACUUUUAUUAUUUUUAAUUGAUAAGACAUAAAACAACCAUUUUAAUGCAGUUUAUUAAUU